Crotalus tigris (Tiger rattlesnake) is the source of this 3274-nucleotide messenger RNA. RefSeq names its product histone H2A type 2-B-like. The coding region runs from base 393 to 773 and encodes 126 amino acids. Gene Ontology annotation, cellular component: nucleosome. The transcript has 2 exons. NCBI's taxonomy places the organism in Eukaryota, Metazoa, Chordata, Lepidosauria, Squamata, Viperidae. Gene Ontology annotation, molecular function: DNA binding; structural constituent of chromatin; protein heterodimerization activity. The record is from RefSeq and is a predicted model, not a curated record.
GCUCGGAGAGAACCAAGGACCCUUCAGAUCAACCCUGAGCUACAAAUAUUCUCCUUUAUUAAUACUUAAACCCUUUUGCACGCAUCCAAGUCCUUUAGCUCUGCUGCUGCCCUAGUUCUCAGCCGAGACCGAAUAUGGAGGACACCAUGCAAAUCAGGGAUCGGAGAGGCCGCCAAUAAAAGCGCAGCUCCACUCUCUUAGCCGCCAAUGGGAAACUAGGGAGAGGAUGUGCUUGGAUUUAUACCCUUCAGCUUCUCGCGCUUGUUGUCAUUGCAGCUGCGGGUAUUCGACGGCCUUGUGGAAGUAACCAACGACGAGGCCGUUUCUGCCUGCCUGCUUUGCAAACUGGUCUCGGCGCCUCGCUCUCUCCGAGCGCCUAGCCUCGUCUCGUUAUGUCCGGCCGAGGUAAAUCCGGAGGUAAAGCCAGAGCCAAAGCCAAGUCUCGCUCCUCUCGAGCCGGCCUCCAGUUCCCAGUCGGGCGAGUGCAUCGGCUGCUGCGGAAAGGCAACUACGCGGAGCGUGUGGGCGCCGGAGCGCCUGUUUAUUUAGCUGCCGUGCUGGAGUAUCUCUCGGCUGAAAUCCUGGAACUGGCCGGCAACGCUGCGCGGGACAACAAAAAGACCAGGAUCAUCCCACGGCACCUGCAGCUGGCCAUCCGCAACGACGAGGAGCUCAACAAGCUGCUGGGUGGGGUGACUAUCGCCCAGGGUGGGGUUCUGCCCAAUAUCCAGGCCGUGCUGCUGCCCAAGAAGACCCAGAGCUCCAAGAAAUGAGGCUGGCUGCCUGGCUGAAGGAAAGCGCUCGGCUGUUUAUUUCCUUGCGACCCACCCACAGGAUCUGGUGCAGCGGCCACCGGACAUUCCUUCCUUCCUUCCUUCCGUCACUUGGUGCAGCCAGUGCCGGGCAGAUUUCUUAACCGCAUCAUCUGCCCUGGUGCAGCCAGCGCAGAUGCUGUCCCCACUCGCCCUUUUCUUGCUAAUCUGAUACUGGCCCUCUUUCCUCCUCCUCCUCCUUCUCCCCCCCCCCCCGCUCCACGUCUCGGUGCUGCUGGUGCUACAACCGGUCGGUUCCUCGUGCGCUUUCUCGCCUGGCCCAGCGCUGAGUCCCUGCUCGUUUUCAAUUCUGCAGACUGAUGUGGGAAGAGCAGCCCUCAUUUUCGUGUCACAGAAAGGGCACGUGCUUCGGGCCUGGCUGCCAUUUAGCGCCUUGCAAAUAUAUUUUUUUCCUCCGCCCCUUUUCCCUGGGACGAUUGAGCCUAACAUCCAUUGCCUUGCUUACUUAAAUCGCUUUGAUUCCCUGGAGAAGAGGAGAGGGGGGAAAAGGAUUAGGCUUCCCCCCCCCCUUUUUUUUUUUUUUUACACUAGAAUGGUCGUUGCAUUUUUAUCCUUGGAGAACUGAAAAAAAUGGGAAUCAUGAAGAUGGGAAAGUCAUGAAGCAGCACAGGCUAACAUUGGGAAGGCAAGAAACUGCUUAGGCAAUAGGCCUCACUGUGACAAUGCUGAUUUUCUCUCUCUUUCUGUACCUAAAAAGUGAGAGUAUACAGAGGAAGGAGGGUUGCCCAUUGCAUUGCACCAACACUCAACCUAAUCUCUUAAAACUGUUCUGUCCUGGAGAUGGUGAUGGAUUGAUCUCUCUGAUGCUGUUGCACAUCCCCAUUAAAUGUGAUCAUGAAUUUAUCGAUUAAAAAUGUGGGAGGGAAGGAAGUGGCCAGGAAAUUUUAAAUGUGAAAAUAACUUUUUUGCUGAGAAAGGAAUAGCUUCAUAUGCUAAUGUUUCCCUUGUGUUUGCUUUUUGAUGAAUUCUUGUGUAGUUGUACUGGCACUCCAUUCCUGUUUCUUUGUUGAUUUUGUUUUUUGUGUUGCAACAAAAUCUUGACUGAGAGGCAAAGAUUUUCUAAGAAUUCCUAGGAUAUGUAUACAUCUUUGCUUUAUAGUCUUCCCAUCAAGCAGCUCUUGUAACACCUAAUAUGUUCCAGAGGCAAAAGUGGAAUAGGAGUGCCACCCCAUAAGGAAGGUUUUCAAACAAAGGGAUGGAAGGAAAAAUGGGGAAGGGAGAUGCUGUUUAUCUCUACUUUUGGUAUGAUAUAUUCAGAUCUGAAUGUGCUUAACAGUUCCAGCUUCCAGUUUAUCUGAAAACUCCUCCAAGCAAGAGUCUUUUGAUUUAUAUCUACUUUUGUCCUUUUGAUGUCACUGGAACUAAAAUCAAAGUAUUUUAGUGUGACUGCUUUUGUGGUUUUCAGCCUCAAUGAUAUACAGUUAUUGUUUCCUUGAAACAGUAAGCAGUUGUGUUUCCUUCUUCCAUUAUCAGUUCUCUUGUAAUGUCACCUGUAAUGAUUGAAGUCUAGCAUUUGUACCCCAGUUUGCACUUUAAUCUAUACACAGUGUUUUUUGUUUGGAAUUUUCCUUCUAGUGCUUAAAAUAGAGUGCAAGUAUGGCAUCCAUCUAAUUGUAAUCUUCAAUAGCUUAAUGUUUGGAGGUUGGGUUUUUAGGAAAAAAAAUAAUUUAUACAAGAGUAAAAUAUCUAGUUAGUGUUGGUGGUUUACUAAAUAGGUGUUUGGGUAACGUAUGAGCAUGGAAGUUGGCCUAGCCUGUCCUGUAAUGCCUAGUAGCUGUGGUACAGAGCCAAAACUUGCUUGCUUAGGUGAAAAGUUUAUAGAGCCAUGUGCAUGCAGCAGUCUCUAGGCUAUUGAGCAAAUAGAAUCUGUAAUUAUGUAUAUGGUCAGCUGUGUAUGUGCAGUUAAGUAGCAUGUGUUUGAAUCAUCAUGUGGGAUGUAAAUCUGUGGAUGAACUAUUGUCUUACUCUGGAUUCAGCUAAGGAGAUCUAAACCAGUGGAGGCUGAGAUACUUUAAUAACAGAAUAAGGAAUGUGGUUUGUUCAGUCAGUUGCUGGUGAGUGUACAGUCUCAUUAAUGAUACUUAAGAAACAAACUUUACCUAUCUAUGUCUGUCUUGCCUGUCACUCAUUACAGACCUAGGGAAAAAAGACCUCUUGGAUUUAAUUAGCUAUCUCAUUUUUCUGGUACUGGAUCAGACAGGUUCUUGCUUUCUGUGAGAAUGAACACUGAUUGCAUCAAAGAAGGGAAGGAAUCCUUGAAAUGGAAAUAAUGGUUGAAAACAAGAGUUCCUUUAUUUGUGUUUUCUGUCUCUUAAAAAUUACUUUCAAAAUCAGUAUUUUGUGUUAUGUCAACUAUUGUUUUGUAUUAGAAAAUGCAAAAGUUGUGAAACUGAAAAGUGCAAAACAAAUAUUAAACUGAUUCAGUCUUGAGUACACAUCAA